UAUUUAACAGUAACCUAUCAUUUGUUUUGUGUUGUUUUCGUCGCUGCAGGUAUGCAGUCCAUAUCUCUGUCUUGGUGAUGGUCUGCUACAGGAUUCUGGUCACAGCUGACAUCCACAACAUUCACAGGUAUACUAUGAUCACGGCCGUCAGCUACCUCGCAGUGUGUCAGGUGAGCAGAGUCUUCAUCUAUAACUAUGGGAUCCUCUCAACAGACUUCUCUGGGCCGUUGAUGAUAAUUACCCAGAAAACCACUAUGUUAGCUUUUCAAGUGCAUGAUGGUAUGUGUAAAAAGCGCGAGGACCUCACAGCCAAUCAGAGGCUCCAUGCUGUAGACUCCAAGCCGUCUCUGAUAGAAUACCUGAGCUACAACCUGAACUUCCUCAGUAUCCUGGUCGGACCCUGCAGUCACUAUAAGGACUACAUAGACUUUAUAGAGGGGAGACACGUUCAGAGGAGGCUGAGAAGGCUUUCAGCGUCCAACACUGGACAGAAUGGAUAUGAUAAAGUCUCAGAGCCCUCACCUAUGGCUGCUGUCACACGUAAACUGCUGAUCUGUGGCGUGUGCAUGGUUUUGUUCCUAACCCUCACCAAAGCGUUCCCCGUCACGUAUAACGUUGACAGCCAUUUCGUCAACGAGGCACCUUUCCUGACCAGACUGACGUAUGCCUUCUUCUCUAUACAAGCCGCUAGACCCAAGUUCUACUUCGCCUGGACUUUAGCGGAUGCCAUCAACAACGCAGCAGGUUAUGGUUUUAAAGGUGUGGAUGAAGCUGGACAGGUGUCCUGGGACCUCAUCUCCAACAUCAGUAUCUGGGGGAUUGAGACAGCAACUAGCUUCAAGAAGUUCAUAGAUAACUGGAAUAUUCAGACUGGUGUUUGGCUCAAAACUGUGUGUUACGACCGUGCUCCCUGUUACCCCACAGCUCUGACCUUCAUCCUGUCAGCUCUAUGGCAUGGAGUUUACCCCGGAUACUACUUCACCUUUAUUACUGCUAUACCCAUCACACUGGCAGCUAGAGCUGUCCGUAAGAACGUCCGUCAGUAUUUCCUGUCCUCUCAUCCUGUGAAGCUUGUCUAUGACGUAGUGACCUGGGCAGCUACUCAGCUGUGUAUCUGCUACACCGUCAUGCCCUUCCUACUGCUGGCAGUAGAACCUACCAUGCAGUACUACAGGUCAAUGUACUUCCACAUUCACAUCAUCAGUAUUCUGACUGUGAUUGUACUGAGCCAGAGCCACAAACCAAGAGGCAGCAGCAGCAGCAACGGCACCAAGCCUGGACCGUACGAUCCUCAUCCCCAGGCCCAGCCUCAGCUCCAGCCCUCCAACAACAACGUGAAAAGAAAGUGAAGUGUCCCUCUGUGUGUGGAGGCAGCCAGAGACCUGAAUGGGCCCACUGGGUCAGACAAAGACGUCUCUGUGUGUCCACAACAAAGAGAGAGCUCAGCGGGGUGUAGGGGGGGUUCAGAGGGGCUCAGAGGGGCCGAGGGACUGUGCCUGCUGGCUGGUCGGCCUUGCCACCCUGUACAUCCAACACUUCUACUGCCAGGCUCCUAAAAGGCCUCUCUCUGCCCUGCUUGCCAAUUCUCUGUUCUUUCUCUCCAAGUGUGCACUUGUUCACUUCCCUUCAUGGAUCUGAAAGGGAAGGACUGGCAUACGAUCUCCCUCUAGUCCAGCCCAUAAACUCACCAAUACAACACUUUUAGUUCAAUGUGUGGGAAGCUGUGCACAAGUGAGAUGGUAUACUUCAGGAGAAAGAUCUGAGAAUUGGACAGACAGACAGAUAGAGACCCAGAGACAGACAGACAGACAGACGGACAGAGACCCAGAGACAGACAGACGGACAGAGACCCAGAGACGGACAGAGACCCAGAGACGGACAGAGACCCAGAGACGGACAGACAGACGGACAGAGACCCAGAGACGGACAGACAGACGGACAGAGACCCAGAGACAGACAGACAGAGACCCAGAGACGGACAGACGGACAGACAGAGACCCAGAGACAGACAGAGACCCAGAGACAGACAGAGACCCAGAGACAGACAGAGACCCAGAGACAGACAGACAGAGACCCAGAGACGGACAGACAGAGACCCAGAGACGGACAGACAGAGACCCAGAGACAGACAGACAGAGACCCAGAGACAGACAGACGGACAGACAGAGACGGACAGACGGACAGACAGAGACGGACAGACAGAGACCCAGAGACAGACAGACAGAGACCCAGAGACAGACAGACAGAGACCCAGAGACAGACAGACAGAGACCCAGAGACAGACAGACAGACAGAGACGGACAGACAGACAGAGACGGACAGACAGAGACGGACAGACAGAGACCCAGAGACAGACAGACAGACAGACAGACAGAGACCCAGAGACAGACAGACGGACGGACAGGUCCUAGAAUUAGAUGUGGCUGGUCCAUUUCUUUUACAUCUUACAUCACUAGUUGUAGAUAUCAUGUGAAACAUGUUCAUACCCUUAUGGGUUAGUGAGAUAUUAAUGGUGUCUGUUUAUUGUUGUAUGAAUGCAGGAAACAUUAUCCCUCAGGAUGGCACGUAGCCUCGAGGUUAGAGUGCUGGGCCAGUAACAGAGAUGAAAAAUCUGUCGCUGUGCCCUUGAGCAAGGCACUUUAAACCUAAUUGCUCCAGGGGCUCAGUACAAUGUUGACCCUGACCGUGACCCCACUCCCUGCAGGUGUCUUAGGGGGAGUUGGGAUAUGGUGACCCUGACCGUGACCCCACACCCUGCAGGUGUCUCAGGGAGUUGGGAUAUGGUGACCCUGACCGUGACCCCACUCUCUGCAGGUGUCUUAGGGGGAGUUGGGAUAUGGUGACCCUGACCGUGACCCCACUCUCUGCAGGUGUCUUAGGGGGAGUUGGGAUAUGGUGACCCUGACCGUGACCCCACUCCCUGCAGGUGUCUCCGGGGGGGGGAUAUGCAAGAAAUACACUUGUGUGUGACAGGACAAAUACACACCCCCCCCCACAAUCCUUUCAAAAGAUUUGUCCCAAAUGGCACCCUAUUCCCUUUCUAGUCUAGAUGGGUCCUGGUCCAGAUGGGCCCUGGUCUAGAUGGGCCCUGGUCUAGAUGGGUCCUGGUCUAGAUGGGUCCUGGUCUAGAUGGGCCCUGGUCUAGAUGGGCCCUGGUCUAGAUGGGUCCUGGUCCAGAUGAGUUCUGGUCCAGAUGGGCCCUGGUCCAGAUGGGCCCUGGUCCAGAUGGGCCCUGGUCCAGAUGGGCCCUGGUCUAGAUGGGCCCUGGUCUAGAUGGGCCCUGGUCUAGAUGGGUCCUGGUCCAGAUGAGUUCUGGUCCAGAUGGGCCCUGGUCUAGAUGGGUCCUGGUCUAGAUGAGUUCUGGUCCAGAUGGAACCUGGUCUAGAUGGGUCCUGGUCCAGAUGAGUUCUGGUCCAGAUGGGCCCUGGUCUAGAUGGGCCCUGGUCUAGAUGGGCCCUGGUCUAGAUGGGUCCUGGUCUAGAUGAGUUCUGGUCCAGAUGGGCCCUGGUCUAGAUGGGCCCUGGUCUAGAUGGGCCCUGGUCUAGAUGGGCCCUGGUCUAGAUGGGUCCUGGUCUAGAUGGGCCCUGGUCUAGAUGGGUCCUGGUCCUGGUCCAGAUGGGUUCUGGUCCAGACGGGCCCUGGUCCAGAUGAGUUCUGGUCCAGAUGGGCCCUGGUCUAGAUGGGCCCUGGUCUAGAUGGGUCCUGGUCCAGAUGGGUCCUGGUCCAGAUGGGUCCUGGUCCAGAUGGGCCCUGGUCUAGAUGGGCCCUGGUCUAGAUGGGUUCUGGUCCAGAUGGGUUCUGGUCCAGAUGGGUCCUGGUCCAGAUGAGUUCUGGUCCAGAUGGGCCCUGGUCUAGAUGGGCCCUGGUCUAGAUGGGUUCUGGUCCAGAUGGGUUCUGGUCCAGAUGGGUCCUGGUCCAGAUGGGUCCUGGUCCAGAUGAGUUCUGGUCCAGAUGAGUUCUGGUCCAGAUGGGUCCUGGUCCAGAUGGGUCCUGGUCCAGAUGGGUCCUGGUCCAGAUAGGCCCUGGUCUAGAUGGGUCCUGGUCCAGAUGGGUCCUGGUCCAGAUGAGUUCUGGUCCAGACGGGCCCUGGUCCAGACGGGCCCUGGUCCAGACGUGCCCUGGUCUAGAUGGGUCCUGGUCCAGAUGGGUCCAGAUGGGUCUUGGUCCAGACGGGCCCUGGUCCAGACGGGCCCUGGUCCAGACGGGCCCUGGUCCAGACGAGUCCUGGUCCAGAUGGGUCCAGAUGGGUUCUGGUCCAGAUGGGUCCAGAUGGGUUCUGGUCCAGAUGGGUCCAGAUGGGUCUUGGUCCAGAUGGGUUCGGGUCCAGAUGGGUCUUGGUCCAGAUGGGCCCUGGUCCAGAUGGGUUCUGGUCCAGAUGGGUCUUGGUCCAGAUGGGUUCUGGUCCAGAUGGGUCCAGGUGGGUCCUGGUCCAGAUGGGUUCUGGUCCAGACGGGCCCUGGUCCAGAUGGGUAUUGGUCGAGAUGGGUCCUGGUCCAGAUGGGUCCAGACGGGCCCUGGUCCAGAUGGGUCUUGGUCCAGAUGGGCCCUGGUCCAGAUGGGUUCUGGUCCAGAUGGGUCCUGGUCCAAAGCAGUGUAGUGUAUAGAGGAUAGGUGCCAUUCGGAACAUAGUUAUGAGGCUCUAGUUAGGAGCUGUUUGAAUCGUUUUUAACACUGGAUGCUGUGCAUCAGGUCUCCUAAUAUUCAUUUCAUGUGUCUCUAUGUAUUUGAGAGGACAAGUUUACUUUUAUUUGGCAGGAAGUUGAGAUUUAAUUAAUUUGUCCAUUUAAAAAAAUAUAUAUAUAUAAAUGUUGUAUUGAGUUUAAAGUCUUACAGUCUCAGAUGAGGUGCAGGAAGCACCAAUGACUUCUGAAGAGAAGUGUUUGGUUCUGUCCCGAAUGGCACCCUAUUGCCUGUGUAGUGCACUACCUUUUUAAACAGGGCCUUAUGGGGACGCAGACGUUGACUUUGUUUCAGGGAUGAUGUGGAAGUCUUCUAUGCCUUCUGUCCCGAAUGGCACCCUAUUGCCUGUGUAGUGCACUACCUUUUUAAACAGGGCCUUAUGGGGACGCAGACGUUGACUUUGUUUCAGGGGAUGAUGUGGAAGUCUUCUAUGCCUCAGAAGAAGGUCCAAGAUCUUCACACUACAAGAUCUUCAACAUUUCAAGUCCUGAAGCAGCUGAACCACUAAUGAUGCUAAUAUGAAGAGUGUCUGGACACUACACGCUACACACACACUACACGCUACACACACGCUAUACACACGCUACACACACACACGCUACACACACACACACACGCUAUACACACGCUACACACACACACACACACACACACACACACACACGCUACACACACACACCACACUACACACACACACUACACACUACACACACACUACACACUACAAUUCUAGUCAGGAUUCCAUAAACUGUUGAAUAGUUGUUUUUAGCACCCAGACGGUUUGAAUUUGUCUUUUUUGUUGUUGUUAUAAUUCCACCAAUCAAGUUACUAAACAAUAUUAAGAGCAAAAAAAAAAUAAAGAAAUAAAAAAUGAUCAA
Molecule: messenger RNA, 5558 nt
Organism: Oncorhynchus masou masou (cherry salmon)
Lineage: Eukaryota; Metazoa; Chordata; Actinopteri; Salmoniformes; Salmonidae
Product: lysophospholipid acyltransferase 1-like
Exons: 11
Biological process (GO): lipid modification
Cellular component (GO): membrane
Molecular function (GO): acyltransferase activity
Source: RefSeq, a predicted model, not a curated record